AUGUCCUCAGCACGUGGUCGCGGCGGCAAGUUCAACAAGGUCAAGCGCGGAGGCGGCAAGAAGUUUUCACGCGACUUGCAACCGCUAAAUGCAGAUGGCGAGGUAGUCGGCAUGUGGGGUGAGCAACCCGACAAGGUUGACGAAGAAUCUUCCGGUGAAGAGGAAUCAUCAGAGGAGGAGUCUAGCGAGGACGAGGAGGGCAAGCCCGCACAAGAAGAGUUGACACGUGAACAGCGCCGUGAACUUGCAAAGAAGCGCAAGCAGGCCGCGAUAGCGAAGAAGUCGCAAAAGGCACCCGAGGCAGGUGACAUGCCCACCGACUCUGAGGAGGAGGAGGACGAUGAUAUGCCCGCAAACCCAAAUCACACCGCCAAGGCCCGCACACAAGCUACCAAAGCACCCGUUGAGGCAGAGGACGACUCCGCAGCCAAGGGCAAGGGCAAGCAAAAGGACCUUUCGCAGCUAUCCCGUCGUGAGCGCGAGGCUCUUCAAGCGCAAGCCAACAAGGAUCGAUAUGACAAGCUACACGCCGAAGGCAAGACCGAUCAGGCGCGUGCUGAUCUCGAGCGCCUAAAGCUGGUUCGCGAGCGUAGGGAGGCUGAGGCUGCGCGAAAGAAGGCCGAGGCUGAGGAACGUGCUGAGCUUGAAAAAGAGAAGAAGGAGCUCAUGGAGCGUGAAGCCAGGAGACGGGAGCAAGCCAUGGGCAAAGCGAACCGCCUUGCCAAGGGCGGAAAGAAGAAGGCCUAA
Messenger RNA from Bipolaris victoriae FI3, 747 nucleotides. RefSeq lists its product as hypothetical. Bases 1 to 747 code for a protein of 248 amino acids. The transcript is spliced from 2 exons. NCBI's taxonomy places the organism in Eukaryota, Fungi, Ascomycota, Dothideomycetes, Pleosporales, Pleosporaceae. Gene Ontology annotation, cellular component: cytosol. Gene Ontology annotation, molecular function: RNA binding. The record is from RefSeq and is a predicted model, not a curated record.